Alosa alosa (allis shad) is the source of this 2229-nucleotide messenger RNA. RefSeq lists its product as uncharacterized. The record is from RefSeq and is a predicted model, not a curated record. NCBI's taxonomy places the organism in Eukaryota, Metazoa, Chordata, Actinopteri, Clupeiformes, Clupeidae. The transcript has 3 exons. The coding region runs from base 150 to 935 and encodes 261 amino acids.
GAGGGGCCAACAAAGCCCUUACGCCAGCUUUGAGUAGAUACCUGCAGUGUGCAGACGAAAGGAAGUCAGAGACAGAUAACUGCGUGCGUGUGUGCGUCAUCCAGAGGGAGAGCUAGCAGCUAGAUAAGGGCAGAGGAAAUGAUGUCUGCAUGUCUGCUUGGGGUUUCUCCACAAAGGACCUCAUUAUAGCCUUGUUAGAAGAAGAACUUGAAGUGUGUUUACAGCGGGUCAAGAUGUGGCUGCAGUGGACCCGUGGUGCCCUGAUCUGUGCCCUCCUGCUGACGUCCGUCCGCGCUCAGAGCGGUGACGCCGAGUGGGGGUCAGGGGUCGAGGAGGAGAGGCCAAAGCUGGUGUUCACCAGCAACACCACCGCGAAACCCGCGACCUCACGGGAAGUUGGCGACGACCCUGUCCGGAGUGGCAGUGACGCCGGCUGGCCUCCCCCAUUUUUCGAGGCCUUCGUGCUGGACGAGGAGGAGGGAAAGCUCGCCGAGGACGCGUGCACGGUGAACUUCCACACCAGCGCGGCGUGGGCGCGGCAGAUGAAGGCCUACCGUGACGAGGUGGCCUACCUGAAGGCCAUCCAGCAUGGCAACCAGGCGGUGGUGGAGAACCUGGUGCAGUACGUGGGCGCCGAGAUGGGCGAGCAGCGCUACCAGGACGUCAUCGAGGAGAACAUCGGCGGCAUCCGCGAGGACCACAGCAGCUGCAGCGGCGUAGUGGACAAGACCGCAGAGGAGCUGCGCACGCAGCUGGAGGGGGAAAGCCAGGAGGCACUGACCGGCAUUCAGAAAAUCAAAGAGGAGUCCUUGGCCUUUGAAGACAUGCUGCGCGCUGCGUCGGACAUGGCCGGGCGGCUGGAGAGCACCUCCAAGGCCCUGCACGCCUCCCUCAACCAGCAGCUGAGGAAGAGCCUCCAACCCCCCCGCCACUGAUACCCACACACAGAGAGGGAUGCUCUGCUACUGAUCCGUUCGCCAGGGAUGGGUGCCCAUGUGGCACAAAUAGCGGCAAUAUAAAAAGACCUCCACACACACACAUGCUGUACAGACACACACACACAUGCCUCUAAUCCCUUUCUUAUGUUACUAGAAAGUACUAUCUCUGCGGUUUCCUUGGACAUGUAAGACAUUAGAAGUGUUGCUGUGUUAUAUUCUCUAUGGCGAUGGCUGGCGCAUAAGUAAGUAGUGGUUUAGGCAUCCCUCCAGUUUCAGUUGACGGAGCACUGGUGGAGGGGAAAAACAAAAGGAAAAAGAAACAACUGCCAUUUCUUUUUUUCUCAUUUCAAACACUUAAUCAUAUCGUGAAUCAACCCCCAAAAAUCACACAAAGCAUUUCCUUUCACUCUCUGUUCAGAUUACAUUUAGAGGAAGGCCUGGAAUUGUCAGAGUUCUGUGAAGCUUAUCUUGGCAGUCCUACUUUACGGCAGCACUGUAAUUGUUGAGGUCUGCUCUGGUACAAGGGCGCACAUGGAGAUCAGACUGACAGAAGAAGCUAGUUCAGAGUACAGUCAGUGUACCGUGUGUGUAUGUGUGUGUGUGUGUGUGUGUGUGUGUGUGUGUCUGUGUGUGUGUGUGUGUGUGUGUGUGUGUGUGUGUGUGUGUGAGUGAGUGAGUGAGUGAAAGAGAGAGAGAGAGAGUGUGUGUGUGUGACAGAGAGCUCUGGUGAAAGGGUGCACAUGGAGAUUAGACAGAAAGAGGGGGCUGGUGUACACAGACAGAAAGUGGAACCAGUGAAUAACAGACUCCUGAGUGCUAAUAAAAAAUGUCUGCUUGUGUGUGUGUGUGUGUGUGUGUGUGCAGGGGCGCCUACGGGAAUUAAUGCUAUGGUACGCCCCCCCCCCCGCGUGGACAGUAUUUUUCCUUUAGGUUCGUACAUACAUAGCGUAACAACAUCCACAUGCAUUAAUGCAACAACAACGUCUACAAUUACCUAUUCAUUUGGGCAACUUUAUACAUCCCUAUACAGGCUAAAGCUACCUUUAGUUGUGUUAUAGCUACUGUAAAGUCUGGCUUUAAACAGCUGUAAUGCAGUCGUUCUGACAAGCACACCAAUUGCUUAGCCAACCUUGUUCUUGCCCAUCUUGAAUAGCUCCUUUAGCUUCGCUGCCUCCAUCCUUUCUGUUUUCGUUGUUUAAACUUGUGAUAUCCAUGAUGAGUAUUGAGUUAGUAAAUUAGCUCAACAUUGUGUGCUGAUAACCAUAUAGAAAGCCGAGUAAAAGAAAACAAG